Molecule: messenger RNA, 1278 nt
Organism: Drosophila eugracilis
Lineage: Eukaryota; Metazoa; Arthropoda; Insecta; Diptera; Drosophilidae
Gene: wal
Product: electron transfer flavoprotein subunit alpha, mitochondrial
Exons: 4
Coding region: 139-1131 (330 amino acids)
Cellular component (GO): mitochondrion
Molecular function (GO): flavin adenine dinucleotide binding; electron transfer activity
Source: RefSeq, a predicted model, not a curated record
AACAGCUGCCAUGUGUUAAAUAACAGCUGUUGAUUGGCUAAAAGGUCCAAAAAAACGGCAAACGCUUGAAUCAGCGGAAAACCUUUGGACUUUCUGUGAUUUUGUAGCCGAGCUCCUUUAAAUAUCUAAUUACCCAAAAUGUUCGCCAGCAACACGCGUAAUUUGAUGCGCAGCAGCCUCCUGCAGCGAUGCAAGAGCACUUUGGUGGUAGCCGAACAUAAUAAUGAGGCUCUUAAUCCGAUCACCUUGAACACUAUAUCCGCGGCAAAGAAGAUCGGUGGUGACGUCACAGUUCUGGUGGCAGGCACAAAAUGCGGUCCCGCUUCUGAGGCCCUUUCCAAAGUAGAAGGCGUGAGCAAAGUCCUGGUGGCCGAGAAUGCUGCUUUCAACGGUUUCACGGCGGAAUCACUGACUCCUUUGGUCUUGGCCGCACAAUCUCAAUUCAAGUUCACCCACAUCCUGGCCGGAGCUUCGGCUUUUGGCAAGAAUGUACUGCCGCGCGUGGCUGCCAAAUUGGAUGUGUCGCCCAUAUCCGAAAUCAUUGAUGUCAAAUCGGAGGACACUUUUGUGCGUACCAUCUACGCCGGAAAUGCCAUCCUUACCCUGAAAUCCAAGGAUGCUGUCAAGGUGAUCACUGUGAGGAGCACAAACUUCCCACCUGCAGCCACCAGCGGAGGAAGUGGAGCUGUGGAGCAGGCUCCAGCUGGAGAGUACGCUAGCAGCCUGUCUGAAUUCGUUUCCCAGGAACUGACCAAAUCCGAUCGUCCAGAGCUGGCCGGAGCCAAGGUUAUCGUUUCGGGAGGAAGGGGAUUGAAGUCCGGAGAUAACUUCAAGCUGUUGUACGAUCUGGCCGAUAAGUUUGGAGCUGCUGUUGGUGCUUCUCGUGCUGCUGUGGAUGCUGGCUUUGUGCCUAAUGAUCUGCAGAUCGGUCAAACCGGAAAGAUUGUGGCUCCUGAGCUGUACAUCGCUGUUGGCAUCUCCGGUGCCAUCCAGCACUUGGCUGGCAUGAAGGACUCCAAGACAAUUGUUGCGAUCAACAAGGAUCCCGAGGCUCCCAUCUUCCAGGUCGCCGAUAUUGGAAUCGUUGCUGAUCUUUUCAAGGCUGUGCCCGAACUAACUGGAAAGUUGUAAGGCGAGAUUGUCAAGUGUUGUAGUAUAAAGAUUAUGUACCAUUGAAUUGAUAACAGUUGCAUUUAUUUGAAUUUCUAAACGAGUCCAUGGAAGAUUUUCCUCUCAAAUUUUGUAAUAAAAACAAACCGAAGACCUAUUCUAUGUGAA